Molecule: messenger RNA, 1283 nt
Organism: Orbicella faveolata
Lineage: Eukaryota; Metazoa; Cnidaria; Anthozoa; Scleractinia; Merulinidae
Product: melanocyte-stimulating hormone receptor-like
Biological process (GO): G protein-coupled receptor signaling pathway
Cellular component (GO): membrane
Molecular function (GO): G protein-coupled receptor activity
Source: RefSeq, a predicted model, not a curated record
UCAGGUUGUCUGGAUCAGUAUCCAGAAUCUGAUUUCCAAACAAGUCAUUCGACAGCCAUGGCUAACUUCACACAAAACGAUACAAACGACUUUCCUAGUGGUUCAACCGAGUCUCAAAGCACGUGCCCAGAUCGAUAUCAUAACGGUAUCGCCAAUGGCGAGUCAACAGUUCUGACCGAAGUGAGCUUUAUCUUCGUCAUAAUCAUCAACAGCAUCGCAUGCGUCUGUACAACAACACUGAAUGUGCUGGUGAUAGUAGCAGUGAAAAGAAGACCAAGACUUCAGAGUAACACUAAUAUCCUGUUGGCCUGCCUAGCUGGAACAGAUUUGUUUUGCGGUGUCGCUGUGCAGCCAUCUCUCGUUGUCUGGAAGGUGUUUCAAGUCAGCGGUACCCCAAACAACUGCCUGCUUCGCGGAAUCCACAACGAUCUACUUGGAUAUCAGUCGCUUGUGUCGGUGCUCCAUUUAUCACUGGUAACCGGCGAAAGACUCAUUGCCAUCAAAUAUACCAUGCGGUAUCCUACGGUUGUCACCGUAAGGAACAUUCGGCUGGUGGUGAUAGCAACGUGGGUCUUGUCCACUCUGAUUGAAAUUCUUGGCAACGUUGUUAAUGGCCUGCCAGAAUACUUUGCCAGUUUAGUAGCAUUUAUUUUGAUGAGCUGUAUUCUAUUUAUAGUAUUUUCUUACGCAAUUUUGUUCGGUGAAAUUCGUCGCCACCAAAAAUUGAUCAAGACCCAACAGCUGCCUCAAGGUGAAAUAGACAGACAUGUCAGAGAUUACAAAGCCUUCAAGACCACCGUGUACAUCGUCAGCGCAGUACUGUUCAGCUUUCUACCCAUGGCAAUGGCUCUGCUCUUCAGGCCAAAGAAGGGGUAUGGUGGAUUAUACGACGUGUUCCUGCCAUGGUUUCGUACAUUCGCCAUGUUGAACUCUCUGUUAAACCCUUUGAUCUACUGCUGUAGACAGAAAGAGAUGAGGGACUAUAUUAUGGCAAUGUUUUCGCAAGCCAUCAAUCCGCAAAAUGUGAUUUGUUAAGCUUGUAAUCUGUAACAUCAAGGAAGUAAAACAUUUAUUAAAAUUGCACGUUUCCAUAAAUCGAUCCGCCAUGAUCAAACUGUAAAAAUUAAGUUCGUUCUCGAUCUCUAUGAAGUGAUAGUUGGACAAUAUAAACGUUUUUAUCGGGUUUAGGUGCAAUCAUCGUUCGAAUAUAAGUAGGCGUUACCAUAGUGUCUAUUUUUCACCCUGCACAUAACCCAUAUAAAAGCCUGGUAGACGACGGAAAA